Molecule: messenger RNA, 2207 nt
Organism: Anopheles stephensi (Asian malaria mosquito)
Lineage: Eukaryota; Metazoa; Arthropoda; Insecta; Diptera; Culicidae
Product: trithorax group protein osa-like
Exons: 5
Coding region: 350-2128 (592 amino acids)
Source: RefSeq, a predicted model, not a curated record
UCGGUUGGGCGGAUAAAAUCGUGCAACUAGCGCAGAACGUGCAGCAACGACAACAACAUCCACGUGCGUUUUGCAUGUGCCAAGAAAGACUGCUUUAUGGUUGUGCAGGUUGUUUGAGUUCUGAAGUUGUUGCUCGGUGGAUAAAGUAUUGGCAUUGGUGUGUGGUGUGAUACACUUUCGGUGCAACCGGGUUUCAAAGUGCUUUACAAACUUAUGUACAUUUAGAGAAAAACGACAAGGGUGAAUAAUUGACGUGACAAAGUUCAAGUGAUCGUUGAAAGACGGCAUAAACUGAUCACGACAGAAUACUGUGAAUUGGAGUAGGAUAACAAUACUAAAUGCUGUUAGCAUGAUCAAAAUGGUGCGCUUAAAUCUGAUUGUUUGGAUCGGUUGCUGUGCCUGUUUACUGCUGCAGGCACCGUGGGUAGUGGCCGCGGGACACGAUCCACCGCCCGGGAACCGCCCCAUCCAGCUGGAAGACAUCGAGCGGGACAAUCUCAACAGUGAGCGGCAAGUGUUCAAGAAGGAAGCUAUCGCUCAGCAACAGCAACAGCAACAGCACCAGCAACAUGGAGCCAGCUCGACCCAAAGCAACAAUCACUACACCGUCCAGAUACAGCACCAUCCGGGCAGUGCGGCCGGAACGCAUAGUUCCGUCAAAUACGUAACACCACUUCCGGUUCCAACGCAGACGCUCACCUACUCGAAAGAUCACGCCGCACCGCAACAACAGUACAUCAGUAUCCCGCAGCAGCCAUCCCAUCAUCAGCAGCACCACCAGCAUCAGCCGGUACCGCAGGUGCACGAGGAUCAUUCCACCUACACGGUUCCGUCCCGUCAAUCGCUGCUUCAGCCCGUCAUCGGUGGAGGUGCACCGGCCUCCCCCUACCUGACACCGCAACCGCAGUACGUGUAUGUGCAGGCCAGGCCCCAGCAGCAGCUGGCACAGUAUGUGGCCGACAACAAUCUGCCCCAAUCGCUGCUACACAUCCUGCCACAAAACUCGCAAGCUUAUAUCAUGAUUCCGACGCAGUACUACCAGCAGCAACCGCACCACGUCCCGUCCUCUCCAACCGGGCCCGCCCUGCCGUCCAUCGCAUCGCCGGCACCAUCGUCGGCACAGCCCCAUUCCGCCCAGCAGCUGGCCGCGUAUGUCAACGACCCGGACAACCACAUCCAAACCUACUCGCACGGUGAAACUGGAGCACAUUCACCGGUCGGUACCGGUCCCUCGACGGUCCAGCCUACGCCCCAGCCCGACGUCGUGUACGCUGCGUCCUCCACCCCUGCCCCACCCCGCCACCAGUCCCCGUCGGCGGAGUUUUCCAUCGUGAAGAGUGUUGAGCAGCCGGUCUACUUCUCACACGACCUUCCACCUGUGCAAUCGAAUAAGCUGCCCCAGCUAGCGGACGCCCCACAGCACCAGCAGCAGCACCAUCACUUCGUUGCGCCGCAGUUACACCAUCAUCCUGCUGGAAGACCAUUCCUGUCCCAUGGCCCACCUCCACAGCAGCAGCAGUUUCAUCAUCCCGCUGGUCCCGUAUCCCAUUACCCUGCAUACGUACAACAGCACGGACAUUCGGCGAGUGUUGCCGGUCCGACCCACUCAUUCGCUCCCCAGUUCUAUCCUUCGCUGGCACAUCCAAACAACGGCAUACUGAACUACUUCGGUGUACAGCAUCGUCCUCCGACCAGUCUGCUCGAUUCGUACGUUCCAUCGUCGCUGCAGCUAGCCAAAACGCCACUCUACACAACGAAGCUAACACCGCACGGCUUCGCUACACCGCAUCAACCCGUCCAUCAUGCCCAUCAUCAGCGACCGGUCCACUUCUAUCAACCUGGUGCUCCGGUGUAUCCCUUAAACCCUCUCCACACAACCAUUCUUCAACCGGCAGGAGGACAUACGCAGUCCUUACACAGUUCCGCCACCCAACCGCUCCUUGGACAGAUUCCAUCGGGUCCGGCAACCGCUCCCGGGUACAACACGAUCGCAUACUCCGUACCGCUAGCGUUCACGAAAACAUCCGCCCAAUACAAACGAUCGCCGGGAUUGUUUAGUGUGGCAGGAUUCCCGAAAUCGCCGGCGUUGGCCACAACCAAACUCCAACCGGCGAAGCAGUUCCAGUAGGUGGAACGCCACGUCCACGGUAUAGUCGUUAAUUUAUUUAGUUGAUAGAAUAAAAUCUGUUGCGCGAGUUGUUGUUGAA